Fonsecaea nubica is the source of this 2811-nucleotide messenger RNA. RefSeq lists its product as hypothetical. The record is from RefSeq and is a predicted model, not a curated record. The transcript is spliced from 3 exons. The coding region runs from base 1 to 2811 and encodes 936 amino acids. NCBI's taxonomy places the organism in Eukaryota, Fungi, Ascomycota, Eurotiomycetes, Chaetothyriales, Herpotrichiellaceae.
AUGGAUGGUAACAACAACGAACGGCGCAACUAUUCGGACAUUCCCUCUUCGAGUUCGACUCAAGCACCUACUAUCGUCAUAGGCAAUGUAUCCCAAGCGAGGACAUCGACUUUCGACUUGCCCAUGGUCCCAAGCCCUCCGGCAACCCCAGACUCCUCCAGUGAGGCUCGACCAGCUAGCUCAUCUUCAGCUAGGGGUCGUCUGACCAUGUCAAGACAUGACUCAAGUAGGAGGAUUCUGUUGUACCCUGAAGGCGACUUUCGGAACAGCUCAACACCGGAACUGCGAGAUUUGAAGACUGACAUGAUGUGCAACUGGCUGCACCAGCAGCAACUGGAGCGGAUGUGGUCAACCAAUGGCAUUGAAGAAGGGGUCAUGCUCAAGAAAGCGAAGAACGACUACAAGUGUGCCCCUGAAGACCUUCGUUCUCGGCCCGAAGGAGUUUAUGAUGCGGUAAGAAGGCUUAAUGUCAAGUGUGCCAUGACAGUCAACACAGGCGUUGUCAAACUAUUCCUCCAAGAUCAGUCACUCACCCACAUGCCGCUUGACUCCGGCCUCCGGCUGCAAAUCCUCCCGAGCAUUUCUCACCUUCCUGACUGCCAGAAACAUCAGUUCGCAGCAUUCGUUCGCACCUAUAAUAUCCUCAUCGUCUGGGAUGACGAUCCAAAUCACAUCCUCAAACGUGUCCAGUCAAUAGAAGACCAACUUAUCAACAUGAUUUGGAAGGAAGAAUGCGAAGACGAUGAAUCCUAUGCUCAUAUUCCCAGUGCCAUGCCCAGCACACUCAAUCUCGACAAGGCCAACGACGAAGAAGGAUCGUCUCAAAUUGCCGACAUGGGACAGAGCUUGCUACCUCGCCGGAUUGUUCUCAUCCAACCACUCCUAACUGCCAUCACGUUGGUCUUGCUGAUUGCUGCCAUUGGCAGUGGUUGGCGCGAGAUCGCCAUUGAAAUCAAGGUUGACCGUUCCUGGAUGCGACUGGCCUUCAUUGCCGUCGUCCCCCUCCAAUGUUGGCUUGCACUAUUCUUCAUGCAGUCAGUGGCUGGUUGCUGUGCCCAGAUCAUAGGUCCCAUAAGUCAAAUGAAUGCCAACACCAAGUUUUACUCUGGAAUGCCUCCCCCGCGCCUCCCCACUGACGGAAGCUAUACUUUGCCGCACGUCACUAUUCAAUGUCCAGUCUACAAAGAAGGUCUCUGGUCCGUGAUCGACCCGACAAUCAAAUCCAUCAAAGAGGCUAUCUCGACUUAUGAAAUGCAAGGGGGAACUGCAAACAUCUUCAUCAACGACGAUGGUAUGCAACUGAUCCCCGCCGAGCAAGCCCAAGAACGACGUGACUAUUACGACGAACACAACAUCGGGUGGGUGUCGAGACCAAAGCACGAUCCGAAGCCCGCAGAUUCCAGCCAAAGACCUUUUAUCCGAGCCGGUAAGUUCAAAAAGGCAUCCAAUAUGAACUAUGCCCUGAACGUCUCUGCUCGAGUCGAGGACAAACUGUUGACCAUCGUACGUCCGGAGGAUGGCACCUGGACUACGGAGCAAGAACGUGAGGUCUACCACGAAGCUCUUGCAUCUAUCGUUACCGAAGACGAAGGUCGUACGCAAGCAUCAGGCAACAUUCGCGUGGGGGACUACAUCCUGCUGAUAGACAGCGACACGCGUGUUCCUCGAGACUGUUUCCUGAGCGCAGUCUCAGAAAUGGAAAUCUCCCAAGAAGUCGCAAUCAUUCAGUUUGCCAGCGGUGUAAUGAACGUCACAGACUCGUGGUUCGAAAAGGGAAUCACCUUCUUCACGAAUCUUGUGUACUCAGCCAUCCGCUACGCAGUAUCCAAUGGCGACGUUGCCCCUUUUGUCGGUCACAACGCCUUUUUACGCUGGUCAGCUGUGCAAGAUGUUGCCUAUGUCUACGAAGAUAUCAACGACGGCAUCAUCAAGGAAAAGUACUGGAGCGAAGCCACCGUUUCUGAAGAUUUUGAUAUGGCUCUUCGUCUGCAAACCUCUGGGUAUAUCCUCCGCCUUGCAGCCUAUGCCGACCAGGGCUUCAAAGAAGGUGUCUCUCUGACGGUGUACGACGAACUCGCCCGCUGGGAGAAAUACGCCUAUGGUUGUUCGGAGCUCAUCUUCCACCCGUUUGCCCAAUGGCUCUCCAAGGGCCCCUUUACUCCCUUGUUCCGCAACUUCAUCAAGAGCUCGAUGCCAUUCCCGUCUAAAUUGACCAUUAUGGCCUACAUCGGAACUUAUUAUGCCAUCGGGAGCGCGUGGAUAUUGACGCUGUUCAAUUACUGCAUCGUUGGCUGGUUCAACGGCCACUUGGAUCAUUAUUACAUUGACAGCUUCAAAAUCUAUUUUGCCAUCAUCGUUGUCUUCACCGCCCUCGGCAAUCUCGCGCUGGCAGUAAUGCGCUACAGAGUCGAAGAUCAGACUCUCCUCUCGGCACUGUGGGAGAAUUUCCGUUGGAUCCCGCUUCUGACCAUCUUUCUGGGAGGCAUAUCCCUUCACGUCUCGCAAGCAAUCCUCUCGCACCUCUUCUCGAUCGACAUGUCCUGGGGCGCGACCAGCAAGGAAGCCACCGAUACGAGCUUCUUCAAAGAGAUCCCCACGAUUCUUCGGAAAUUUCGGUUCACAUUCAUCUUCUGUGCCAUCAUGAGUUUGGGCAUGAUUGUGGUUGCUGGCGUCGGUCCGCUGGGGAAACUGGUGCCAUAUGACUGGCAGAUUGCAUGGUUCACAGCGGUUUGGCCUUUGGCCACGGUUGUUGGGUCGCACGCAUUACUGCCGCUUGUGUUGAAUCCGGGAUUGAUGCAGUUCACCUUUUGA